Striga hermonthica is the source of this 1342-nucleotide messenger RNA. NCBI's taxonomy places the organism in Eukaryota, Viridiplantae, Streptophyta, Magnoliopsida, Lamiales, Orobanchaceae. The record is from the annotation of a GenBank genome assembly.
GUUUGGCGUUCCCAAAGUGUUGAUUUCCAACAAUGGCACUCAGUUCAAUGGUAAGCAGAUUCGAGCAUGGUGUGAAGACAUGAAAAUCGAGCAACACUUUGCCUCCGUUGCUCAUCCGCAAGACAAUGGUCAGGUCGAAGUAACCAAUCGAAUUAUAUUGAAUGGGCUGAAAACAAAGCUGGAAAAGGCCUCGGGGGCAUGGGUCGAUGAGUUGAGCUCGGUACUUUGGGCGUAUCGCACAACCCCGAGGUCGACAACAGGAGAAACUCCCUUCAGUUUAGCCUAUGGGAUGGAGGCGUUGCUGCUGGUCGAAAUCGAGUUAUCAUCCCAGAGGUCGAGCACAUAUGAUAGUGAGCAAAACGAGGAUUUAAUGAUGGCAGCCCUGGAUACUAUUGAGGUGCUGCGUGGAAGAGCAACAAUCAGGGUGGAGACAUACAAGCAAAGGAUGCGAGCCCUUUUCGCCAACCUCGGGCAGAAUGGCGCUACCCUUUUUGCAGUCGUCCUCGAGGAGGGCACCCUCAAGAUGCUUGGCCACCUCGUUCACGGUGGCCGACAGCAGGGAGGUAGAUUUUGGGGCCAGCGGGUCGGGCCAAGAAUGGCUGGCCCGCCCCCUUUUCCAGACCGUGUUGCCCUGGUCGGUACGAGAGUGCUUCCCCAGGGCCAGCUCGCGCCCCACACCAUCUUGACUAUCAGGCUCGACCAGAGAUUUGGUCGAGCCAACAACAAGCUGCUUGGAGGAAGAGCGGUCGACAGGAGUGUUGUCCGGGGUCUUGGCUUUGGACGAGGCAUUGGGUUCAGAAGAUUUGUCUGUGGUUUUGAAAGAAGUAGCAUCUUUAGGAUUGGGAGCUCGCUGAUUUGCUGGUCGAUGACGAGAGGGAUUUUUGCAGAGGGUUCUUCUAAGAAGGUGGCUUUGAAGUUCAGCCUUGCGGUGGCUUCGGUGGUUGAUGUUGUAGCGGUUGCUGUUGUUUUUGUGGCUAUGGCUGCGGCUGUUGUGGUUGUUUCGGCGGCGGGGGUGGAGGUGGCGUGGCCCCUAGCUGAGGCGAUCGCUGCUGUGAUGGCUUUGGUCGAGACCCAGAAGAGGCAGCCGAGGUUGAGGGUUGCUAAUGGUGAGAGGUUGAAAUGCUCGGAGUUUUACCGGAGUGUGCCGAUAAAAAUGCAAGGGGUCACUUUAAAGGCCGACUUGUAUGCACUACCUUUGGUAGGUCCGGACGUGGUUUUGGGGGUUCAAUGGUUGGAAGGAUUGGGUCCGGUUACUACGGACUAUAGAGUGGGAACAAUGGAAUCUCAUUGGGGUGAUGGAAUGGUUAAAUUAUCAACUAGAGGAAAGGAGGGAACGAAGGAG